Exophiala spinifera is the source of this 1689-nucleotide messenger RNA. RefSeq lists its product as uncharacterized. The coding region runs from base 1 to 1689 and encodes 562 amino acids. NCBI's taxonomy places the organism in Eukaryota, Fungi, Ascomycota, Eurotiomycetes, Chaetothyriales, Herpotrichiellaceae. The transcript has 2 exons. The record is from RefSeq and is a predicted model, not a curated record.
AUGGUGGCCGACUGGAAAUCCCGCGCCGCCGCAAAACGGGACGCCAUCUUAAAGUCCAUCCCGGACAAGUGGCGCCUGGAGAAGAUCCCCUCGGUCGAGGAGCAAAAGGACAUCACGGGACCUUACAUCCAGCAGUUCUUGACGGACCAAGAGAUCGAAAUCACCGAGGCCGACGCUGUCGGGAUCGCCGAGAAGGUCGCGGCAGGAACAUGGUCCGCCGUGUCUGUGACGGAGGCGUUUUGCCAUCGGGCGUCGUUGGCCCACCAGCUGGUCAACUGUCUACACGAGACGUUCUUCGACGCGGCUCUGGCCUCGGCGAAGGAGCUUGACGCGUACUACGCCAAACACAAGACGACCAUCGGCCCGCUGCACGGCGUUCCUGUGUCUCUGAAAGAUCAAUUCCACGUCAAGGACGUCGAGACCACCAUGGGCUACGUCGGGUGGCUCGACACGUUCGAAGGAGCCGCUGGCGACCCUCGCGCAAAGACGUUUGAGAGCGAGAUGGUCAAGGAACUCCGCGCUCUCGGGGCGGUCCUGUACUGCAAGACCAGCGUGCCGCACACACUCAUGUCCGGCGAGACGGUCAACAACAUCAUCGGCUAUACCUGGAACCCCAAGGACCGCUAUCUCUGUUCCGGCGGCAGCUCGGGCGGCGAGGGAGCAUUGAUAGGCCUGCGAGGCUCUCCGGGAGGAUUUGGCACCGACAUUGGUGGCUCGAUCCGCAUCCCAGCGGCGUUCAACGGUCUGUACGGCAUUCGUCCGAGUGCAGGGAGACUUCCGUACGAAGGCAUGGCCAACAGCAUGGACGGCCAGAACAGUGUCCUGUCGGUCGUCGGACCACUGGCCACCACGGCGCGAUCUGUGACACUCUUGACCAAAGCCAUCCUCUCGACGAAACCGUGGCUCCAAGACCCAUUGGUGGUCGACAUGCCCUGGCGCGACGCGGAGGAACAGGCCAUCGUGGACCUCGUCAAGUCGGCGUCUUCUCAGGGCCAGCUCAGCUUCGGGGUGUUAAAGACAGACGGCACCGUCAACCCGCAGCCGCCGGUCGCGCGCGCCGUGGAAAUGGUGGCCGAAGCACUCACCAAGGCAGGGCACAAGGUGAUUGAGUGGAAGCCCCCGUCGCACGCGAGGUUGUACGACAUUGUGUUCAAGACGUGGACCUACGACGGCGGCAAGGACGUGCACGAGGCGUUUGCGCUCUCCGGCGAGGCCAUGUCGCCGCAGAUCAAGAUGUCGUUCGGCGACAAGCCCGUGCAGGAAUUCACGGGUUCCCAGGUCGCCGCCAACAACGUGGCGAGGCGCAAGUUCCUCAAGGAGUACAUGGACUACUGGAACGCCACGGCGCAGGAGACCGGCACCGGCAGGCCCGUCGACGGCGUCGUCUGCCCCGUCGCCCCCUACGCGGCCGCCCGACCCGAAAAGUACCUGUACUACGGCUACACCACGUUCGUCAACGGCCUGGAUUACACGAGCGUCGUGGUGCCCGUGACGACCGCCGACAAGACCAAGGACCACUAUCCGCAGGGGUACUCGCCCAUCAAUGAUCUCGACAAGACGACCUUUGACGACUACGAUGCCGAAAUAUACGACGGUGCCCAUGUCAGCGUGCAGAUUGUCGGAAGGAGAUUUACUGAAGAGAAAAUGCUCGCCAUCGCCGAAUAUGUGGGCAGGCUCUUGGGAAAAUAG